Penicillium nucicola is the source of this 1068-nucleotide messenger RNA. RefSeq names its product isopenicillin N synthase family dioxygenase. The transcript is spliced from 3 exons. Bases 1 to 1068 code for a protein of 355 amino acids. Lineage: Eukaryota; Fungi; Ascomycota; Eurotiomycetes; Eurotiales; Aspergillaceae. Gene Ontology annotation, molecular function: dioxygenase activity. The record is from RefSeq and is a predicted model, not a curated record.
AUGGGCCGAGGACCCCCAAUUAUCGACUUUGCUCCUUUCUACGGGCAGGACCAGGUAGCGAAAUUAAAGCUCGAAGGCGAGAUUAGCCGUGCGUGUCUAGACUUUGGAUUCUUCCAACUGCGUAACCACGGCAUUCCUGUGGACCUUGACAAGGAAAUACUACGCCAAUCCGAGACUUUCUUCCGUCUACCGGGCGAAAUCAAGGACAAAUACAACAAAGAUGUUGGCGAUUUCAACCGCGGCUACGAACGAUUGCGAUCCCAGAACUUUGAAAAGCUCACCGAGGGAGACCUGAAGGAAGGUUAUUUUCUGGCAAAAGACCUUCCUCUUGACGAUCCCUAUGUCCAAGCGAGAAAAUGGGCUCAGGGGCCGAAUAAAUAUCCCUCUGAGGUCAAGGACCCUCAUCUAUGGAAGAAGACAGUCGAUGAGUACCAUUUUGCAGCGUCCCAGCUUGCGAAAAACGUACUGAGCGUUCUCUUUGACACUCUUGGAGGAGGACAUGAGUUUUUGGAUGAAUUUUGCGAGCAUCCGAUCGCCGUUCUGCGUCUGCUUCAUUACCCUCCACAAGAUUCUGACGCUUCGAAGUUAGAACGAGGUAUAACCAUACCUUCUCCUAGUAUCAAACGAGACUAUGCUGUUGGGAAUUUACUGACUAGUGAUUCAGGAAUCGGUGCUCAUACCGACUUUGGUGCCGUCACAAUCCUCCUUCAAGAUUCCACGGGGGGGUUACAAGUUCGUGAUCGCGCAACAGGGGAAUGGAUUGAUAUCCAACCGAUCUCAGAUGCUGUGGUCGUCAAUACUGGCAAUCUCAUGAUGUGUUGGACCAACGAUCGCUAUAUCUCUAAUCUACAUCGUGUUGUUAACAAGACUGGGAAGGCGAGAUACAGUGUGGCGUUCUUCUUCGACGGCAACCCGGACUUCAUAGUCAAGUGUCUUCCUAGUUGUAUUGAAUCAGGUGGGGUGGCCAAACACGCUCCUCUCACGGUGUCCGAAUGGAUGGAGGGACGAUAUGCAGAUACAUUUGGCGGGCUUGCGAAGAAGGCCACUAAAGAAAUGGUGGAGGUUUAA